CUUCAUCAACAACGAGUUUGUCAAGUCUGUUGAUGGCAAGACCUUCGAGGUCAUCAACCCCUCCACAGAGGAGGUAAUCACACACGUCCAGGAGGCGAGCGAGAAGGAUGUCGAUAUCGCCGUAGAGGCUGCCCGCACGGCUUUCAACGGCCCCUGGAGGAAGGAGACACCUGAGAACCGUGGAAAGCUUCUUGUCAAGCUGGCCGACCUGUUCCUCGAGAACGCCGACCUUCUUGCCGCCGUUGAGGCGGUCGAUAACGGCAAGGCCUUCAGCAUGGCCAAGAACGUCGAUGUACCAGGUGCCGCAGCCUGCCUGAGGUACUACGGAGGAUGGGCCGACAAGAUCGAGGGUAAGGUCGUCGACACAGCACCUGACACAUUCAACUACAUCCGCAAGGAGCCUGUAAGUUUCUCAAUCGUGACCGAUUGAACACUAUUAACCAUCACAGGUUGGUGUUUGUGGUCAAAUCAUUCCCUGGAACUUCCCCAUUCUUAUGUGGGCGUGGAAGAUUGGCCCUGCCAUUGCCACCGGUAACACUAUUGUCCUGAAGACCGCUGAGCAAACCCCUCUCUCGGCUUACGUCGCCUGUACACUCAUCCAGAAGGCUGGUUUCCCCCCUGGUGUCAUCAACGUCAUUACCGGUUUCGGUAAGAUCGCUGGUGCUGCUAUGUCCUCGCACAUGGGCAUUGACAAGAUCGCCUUCACUGGUUCCACCGUUGUCGGUCGCCAGAUCAUGAAGGCUGCUGCUGGCUCCAACUUGAAGAAGGUCAGCCUCGAGCUUGGUGGCAAGAGCCCUAACAUCGUCUUCGCCGAUGCCGACAUCGACGAGGCGAUCAACUGGGUCAACUUCGGUAUCUACUUCAAUCACGGCCAGUGCUGCUGCGCCGGUUCGCGUAUCUACGUCCAAGAGGAGAUCUACGACACGUUCCUUGAGAAGUUCAGGGCGCGCGCUGCUGCGAACGCUGUUGGUGACCCAUUCAAGGAGGACACCUUCCAGGGUCCCCAGGUUUCUCAACUGCAGUUUGACCGCAUCAUGUCUUACAUUGAUGACGGCAAGAAGGCUGGUGCCACUGUUGAGACCGGCGGUAAGCGCGCGGGCGACAAGGGCUACUUCAUUGAGCCCACUGUCUUCUCGAACGUCACCGAGGAUAUGAAGAUCCAGCAGGAGGAGAUCUUUGGCCCCGUCUGCACAAUCUCCAAGUUCAAGACCAAGGCCGAGGUCAUCAAGAUGGGCAACAGCUCCAACUACGGUCUGGCCGCCGCUGUUCACACCACCAACCUCAACACCGCCAUCGAGGUUGCCAAUGCACUCCGCGCUGGUACAGUCUGGGUCAACACAUACAACACUCUCCACACAGCUUUGCCCUUCGGCGGCUAUAAGGAGUCCGGAAUUGGACGGGAGCUUGGUGAGGCUGCUCUGGACAACUACCUGCAGACCAAGACAGUUUCGAUCCGUCUGGGCGAUGUUUUGUUCGGUUAAGCGCAUUUUGACAUGAAGAAAAUGAAAACACGGCCUUGUACAUAGUCUAUAGUUACGAGAAUCAAACAAAGUAAAAGAUUUA
Molecule: messenger RNA, 1563 nt
Organism: Boeremia exigua
Lineage: Eukaryota; Fungi; Ascomycota; Dothideomycetes; Pleosporales; Didymellaceae
Product: aldehyde dehydrogenase domain-containing protein
Exons: 1
Coding region: 495-1481 (328 amino acids)
Molecular function (GO): aldehyde dehydrogenase (NAD+) activity
Source: RefSeq, a predicted model, not a curated record